Messenger RNA from Poecilia latipinna (sailfin molly), 6053 nucleotides. RefSeq names its product protein Dok-7. Gene Ontology annotation, biological process: positive regulation of protein tyrosine kinase activity; neuromuscular junction development. NCBI's taxonomy places the organism in Eukaryota, Metazoa, Chordata, Actinopteri, Cyprinodontiformes, Poeciliidae. Gene Ontology annotation, molecular function: protein kinase binding. The coding region runs from base 1278 to 3863 and encodes 861 amino acids. The record is from RefSeq and is a predicted model, not a curated record. The transcript has 13 exons.
GUAUUUUAAAAGCUGAAGUUGAAUUUCCUCCCAUUUUUUUUUUUGUGGAACCUAUGAAAACAUUUUGAUCAACUUAAAAUGUAAGAAUCCUUGAAGAAACCGUGAAACAGGAGGUGAAAGUCAUGUUUAAAAACAAAACAAAACGGGAUUUAAACUCAUCCCAAUGGAAUUGCGGUAGACAGGGAGGUUUAAGUCAAAAAAACAAAAAAAACAACCAAAAAACAAAUUGAGGUAAAUAAUAUAAAAUGACAAUAUUGGGUUCAUAAAAGAGGUCAAAGUAACCAACCUCUUUUACUCGAACUGACAAGAAGAACAAAAACAAACAGAUUUACCUAAAUGAGACAAAUGGGAAACUUAAAUACUGGCUGAUCAGCCCACACAAACACAAAGAGGGGGGAACACACACAAACUGAACUGAACGAAUAGCGUAAGAAAAUCCCAUUUCUCCUUCUCAUUGUUUUGGUACGAACCAGUCCUUGUCCUGUCCUUGCUCUGCCCCUUUUCCACCUCUUCGAUUCCCCCUGAUGGAUUGGAGCAGAUGGCACGGAGGUAACAAAAAAAAAAAAAAAAACAGGGAUUAAAUCAAGUCAUAGCAGAGUGUGACGGAUCAGGGAAGAAGUUGUGGAGAAGAUAAUGUUGGGUUAAAAAAACAAUAUUCCAGCCAUCGUGCUCCACAUGAGCAUUUUGAGCAAGGAGAGCAUCACUCAGAAAAAGAAAAGAAAAAAACACCUACAGGGUCCACAGUGGAACAGUCUGUCGCCCUGAAAAGUCCAACAGAAGAAGACGGGACAUCUCGUCACCACCGAGCCCACCGGUGGGCCCUGCGUGGACGGCUCCUCCUCUGCAGGGCCCAAGCCAAUUAAAAUUCUUGAAAUUGUCUGAAAUCUUAGGGAGAGAAGAAUGCAGUGCAGUCCUAGCAAACGAGCAAGUCGAGUCCCCUCUGACUGGACAAGCAUAAAGACCAUAUGAAACAUGUGAAUUUGUGAACCGUGUGGUAGCUUGUAAUCCACCAGUGCUCCCAGCAGCAGCAGCAGGUGGCUCAGCCCAGUCCAGGUGGCAGCCAGGAGCUUAACACCGGCUGCUGGAGCCCUGAAGGACGGACGGACGGACAGACACCAGGCCCCGGUCAUGGCAUUCCUCCCCCGCCUCCCCUCCUCCACGUGCCCCCCUUGCUGUGGGUGGAGGGGCCUGGGGGCAUAGCGACCAGCGCAGCUAUUUUGAAAGUGACCCCCUCAUUCAGGCAGCGACUCUGCAGCUGUCAGGAACCAUGACUGAAGAUGACGGAUUCUGUUGUCGUGGAGGGAUACGCCAGACUCAGAGAUGGGAAAAAGUGGAGGACUAGGUGGCUCGUGUUUCGUAAGCCGUCGCCUGUAGCAGACUGCCUCGUUUUAGUGGUUUUCAAAGACAAAUCAGACAAACUCCAGAGCAACAAGGAGAGGGCGAGCGUCACCUUGGAGGAGAUCUGCGGCCUGGAGGCUGGACAGUGGUAUGAAGGCGUGGCGUUUACUCUGACCGUCCUCUGCCUGAACCAGGUCGCGCUGCUGGGCUUUGACAGCAGGGAGGCCCUGCAGGCGUGGGAGCUCCGCCUGCGCUACGGCCUCGGAGAGGUUCACAGAUUCGGCGUCGGGGUUUUACCAGGGACCAAGCUGGAGAGCGGACCUGCCACUCUCCACCUGUGCAACAACCUUCUGGCCCUCGUCCGGGACUUUCCUCCCGUCAUCAUCGGCCACUGGAACCUGCCAGACCUGCGCAGAUACGGACCGGUGCCGAAUGGAUUCGUGUUUGAAGGGGGAACAAGAUGUGGAUACUGGGCUGGUGUUUUUCUUCUGGCGUCUGCAGAGGGCGAGCAGAUCAGCUUUCUGUUCGACUGCAUUGUUCGAGGCAUCUGCCCCAGCAGAGGUCCAUUCGGACUGCGGCCCGUUUUGCCAGAACUCAACUCAGGCCAAACAAAUUCAGAGGAGAAGCUGAACCUGGAGACCCAGGAGCUGGAGAAGCGACUGAGCAUGCUCUCUCAUGGGAGCAGCACAGCAGUCUCAUCCACGUGCUUCCCAUCUGCCGGGGGAGACGACCGCAGCAUAUCUGGCUCCUCCGACGCGUCCGACACCAGCCAGUCAGACUGCAGCAUCGGCAGCAGGCUGACCAUUUGGACCGAACCCGCCUCAAACGCCACCGGAAGCGCCUGCCACGCUGGCGCCAAGGCGGCGCUGCAGACUGCAGAGAAGCUGUCAGCUGGCCAGGAAGGCGGCGGCCGACCUUCGGCCAAGCCGCCCCGGCAGCUCCAGGACAUCGGCCGUCAGAGCUCUUCGGACAGCGGCAUCGCCACCGGCAGCCACUCGUCCUACUCUGGGAGCUUCUCCUCGUACACGGGCAGCUUGGACAUCGCCCCUGGGGAGGACUUUGGCUCCGUGUUCAGCUUACCCCCACAGCUGGCUCAAGAGCUAAGCCCUUGCAGUUGCCCCACUGCUCUUGGACAGGAGUACCAGGUGCCAACGUCGCUUGUUGGGCAUCUUUACGACUCUCCCAGGAGAGUGUUGCAUGAAGCGAGUGGGGGCGACAAAGACUGUGAGCCCUUUAAAUCACCUGAAGACCACCCCGUUCCUUCAGACUGCCCAGCGGAGUCCGACUUGGGGGGCGCAGGCGGAGCGGCAACAGCUGAGGUUCAGUCAGAGGCGACAGACGGACAGUCAGAUCCUGCACACGCACAGGGCCCUUCAAGUGACAGCGGGAAAACAAAGGCGCUGCCCUCUAGUGGCUCCUCUCACAGCUGCGGCUCCCUCUCUGCCUCCAAAACCGUAGUGGCCGUCUGCUCAGUGUGUGGUGGGUUCAAGGGUAACCCCUACAUCCAAAUGAGUUCUUCAGGAAUACCAACCUUACCUGCGAAGAACACUCUGGACACGUCCCGGGCCUCCGCCGGAUGCGCGACGGAGCCGCCAAGAGUGCAGCCGGGCGGUGAUGAGUCGCCGCCGCCAAAGAGAGGAGAGAGAAAAAUAGCCGACCUCUUAUCUGAUCCGCUCAGCUUCCCGAGUGCGGGCGGCCGGCCGCACACGGCGAACCCGUACGAGUCGAUGAGCCCCGCUCCGGCAAAUGAGCUCAUUCUGGCACAGGCUGCGCCGCCGCGGGGCUCCCAGCAGGACAAAGGAGCUGUCGUUUAUGAAAACUGUUUGAAGUGUCGAGGAGAGCUCUGCCAACCUCCGCUGCAGGUCGCGCCCGCUAAAAUGCCCCGCAGCAGGGGCGUCCGUGGUUGUCAGAGCUUCCCGACUGGACCGUGCCUGAAGAAAAGCCAGGGCAGUGACAGAAUUGCUGAUGAGGAGCUGCUUCACAAACUCCUCAGGGGUGUUGAAGAGCGGCGUCGGCCGGAAGAUGUAAAUGACUCGACAGGAAGUGGAGAGAAAAAGCUUGACGGUAAAGAAGAACGACGCAGAGCUGAUCCUGCUUAUGAGGUCAUGGAGAGUCGGAUGCCGGAGAAACACCCCGAGGUUGAAGAGAAGAGCAAAUACGAGCUGAUGGGCAGCUACGGCCAGCAGAGGCUCCUCCAAGAGGCUGAAGGGGCAGCGUUUGUUUUCCCUCCGGAGGCUGCGCUUCCCGAGAGGCCCCGGAGCGAAAGCGUCACGUACGUGAAUAUUCCCGUCAGCCCGACGUCUAAGAAACAACUCAACUACAUGGAGCUGGAGCUGCAGGAGCCGGGCCACAGCGCCAGAGGGACCGUCGCACAUCUGCCGUCUCAGAGAAAGAGCUCCACCAGGUAUGCUCAGAUCGACAUCACCGCGACGGAGAUGGCCCACAGAGUCGGCGCGCAGCACGCCCUGGGCAGGCAGGAGGGUCUGCACAGCCUGGAGCUGAGGAGGAAGGGAACGCCGCACUGACCCCCCAGCGCUUUGGAUUCGCCGCGUCGGACUGCAUCCGCCGGAGAUGUGAAGAACUUGAUGGGAGCGUUUUUGUUUUCUGUUCUCUUUACAGUUUCUAAGCACAGACCGGGUUCACGCAUGCUGGAAUCCACGAACAUGUCGUGCUCACGUUGUUAGGGCGGCAGGCCUUUGCUUCUGUAAUCAAGGAGCCGCGAUAAACGCGGCUGUGCGGUUUUGCAUGAAGCCAGGCGCGACGUUUCCACCUCGUCCUCUCAGAGAGUCGGUUGCAUCACUAAAUGGCGCUGCGCCAACUAAAAGGAGAAGAGCACUGACCCAGAGAUGAGUCACGGCCCAAAUGCCUCCCCCUCGCUCAGCUGCAUCCCAGCGCCAUCUUGGACCGUCCCACAUUUUUUUUUUUUUUUUAUCAUCAUCGUUUGGGAAAAACAACAGAGAUGAAGCAAGAGGUGAUUAUUCCAUGAGGUAGUUAUUAAUUGCGCUGUGCUAAGCUGCUCGGAUUUGGCCUAAAGCCGUCCAUCCAGUCUUACUCAGAGCGCUGAGCAGGAGAAAGUAAAUGACGAGUUGCGGUGAGGAUCUGUAAUUGUUCCACGUUUCUCCGCUGCGCCUGCUGACCUGCGUUGGCCUGCUGUGACUAACAGAUGCUGUUUAUUGUUUGAACAGAACCCGAGUGCUGCUUUCGUUGUUUCCUCCGUAGGGAUUUACUGUGGGAAACUAUUUAUGACUUCUGCAUAGACGAGAGAAAGCAAUGUUUGGAGAUUUUCUUUAGAGAUGUUUAAAUAACAGCAAUGUUUGUUUUGUGUCCUUUUAAUUUUUCCUCGUUUCUUGUGCGGUACAUCGGUAGACCUCGGCAGAGUGUCGUUUCCGUCUCGUAUUCUGCUGCGUUUCACCCGCGGUUGACUUCAAGAAGACGUUUAUUUAAUUUUAUACACAAGUUAAGAAUGUAUAAUUAGUGCUUUCUAGGUAAAAAUUUUCUUUUUUUAGUAAGUUAUUUAUUACUACAACUUUUGUGUGUUUUUUCAGUGUUUACAGUUGCGGUGAAAAAUUUCCAUGCACCCAUUAGGGGCCUUCAUUCAUGUUUUAUAUUUUUAAUGGUUGAUUUGAUGAUAAUGCACCAGUACCACUAAUGGCACAGCAUGCCUCCGCCCCCACCAUGCUUUAUAGCUGGUGCAGCAUUGUUGGGUGUGAAAAUCUCACCCCGACUCAUCCAAGCUCACCUGUUAACACCGAGACCAAAUCCUUUGAGUGUCGCAUUUCUCUCCAGAAGUAACUGAUCUCGUUCAUGUAGGCGGCUGCACGUUUUAGUCUUUCCUGAAGGUGUAAAUUUUGGAGCAUCAGCUUCUUUUUCUGGUUGGUACUUUCUGGGCAGAGACACAUUUGAUCCUGUAUUUUCUACUUCUUUGCAGCCUUGUGGCACGUUCCUGAAUUCACUAAUCUCCUUCCAUCCGAGCGUGUUGUUUUUGUCUUCGUCCAAGCUUUCCUGGAAGUCAGUAAAAUAAUCUUUAACUGGAUAAAAAAUAAAUAUUUGGUCUGUGCACAAGGUUCAUAAUGUUCAUGCUCUAUACCAGACCAGAACUAUACAGUCAAACUCCAGUCAGAUUCAGUGUCUAUUCUUUGAGAAGACAUUAAUAGAGUAGCUCUAUUGAGAAACCACAAAGCCACAUUAAUAAGUCUACAUACUUUAAAGAGUGCUAAGUACUGAUUUUCCCGGCUGUUUUUCUGGAAAUGCUCCCCCCAAAAAAGCACCAAUCACCGCACAUUGUCAACAUGUAAUAAAAAUAGAUUUACGGUAAUCCUGAACUCUUUCAUCAAAAACACUUCGUAUAAGUCAAAAUGUAAAGAUGAACUCGCAUGUCUGACAGGGACAUUGUAGUUUUCAUUGUAAUUUCUCUGCAGAAAAUGUUUUCAUCUGAAACGUCCGAGUAUGAAACAUGCAAGAUGUGCUGGAAUACGAAAUAUGCUUUUUCAAAAGGACAGACAAAAGCCAGAGUUUCAGAUUUAUUGCUUUCCGACGAUCAAUGUUGUAAGAGGUUAGUGUCUUCUGUCUCUGGUUUUACCUUCCUCGACUAACAUGUAUUUUUAUUGGUGGUUGAUUAUUGCAGUUUGAUAAUCAUGUAAUGCAGUAAGAACGAAAACCGAAUCACACUCAUUUCCAAAAAAAUGUCAAUUGUAAAUAAAAUGGGAUGAAUAGUA